Pogona vitticeps (central bearded dragon) is the source of this 2321-nucleotide messenger RNA. The record is from RefSeq and is a predicted model, not a curated record. NCBI's taxonomy places the organism in Eukaryota, Metazoa, Chordata, Lepidosauria, Squamata, Agamidae.
AGAUGCUAUUUCAAAUCCUCCAUACAGAACACGUUACCAUAGUCUUUCGAGACUGAAGGAUGCCUAACUAACUAUUUGAUCAACUGAUAAUGCAGACUUACUACCAGCACCGGUGAAAGUGAUGGUUGAAGCAACUCGGCCCUAUGUAAAGGUGACAGAAACUACUUGAAACUAGGCUCCUGGUGAAGCAAAUCACUUUUGUUGAAGUGGUUUUGGAAAAAUCACAGCGGAAUUUCUGGGCAGGAGAAUCCAAAACAGGAAGAGGCCCAGAAGCGAUUCCGAGGAGGCAGAAGUUGCCUUGAAAGAGUACAAUUUUCUACAGAUAAAUCUCUUCUUAUUCAGAAGAGUGAUUCCACUUCAAAAGCCCAGGUAUGGAAUGGUUGGAUUAACAAAGGAAGACACGCUUCUUCACCACUAUAGGGUCACUCAACUACUUCCCAUCUUAAAGCAAACGAAGAUGGUCAGGACCUGCUUGCUGCUCGUACUUCUGAAAGUAUGCAAAAUCCAUUCAGAAGAGGAAACAAAGACCCCUGAAAACUGGGAUGCCCAAUGGCACAGAAACCAUUCUCAGGGCACAAAUGACAACUGGAAACAACAGUUGCCCGGAAGCAUCAUCAUAGGUGUGCGGAAGGGGGGCACACGGGCCCUGCUGGAGAUGCUAAGCUUGCAUCCUCAGGUGGCAGCUGCUAAUUCGGAGGUACAUUUUUUUAAUGUGGAGGAGAAUUACCAGAAGGGAUUGGAAUGGUACAGCCAACAGAUGCCACUUUCACACCCUGCUCAAAUCACUGUGGAAAAAACCCCAGGCUAUUUCUCUUCUUUCAAGGCACCAGAAAGGAUCCAUGCCAUGGACAGAUCCAUGAAGCUCCUCCUGAUUGUGCGGGACCCUGUGGAAAGGCUAGUGUCUGAUUACACUCAGAUUCUGAACAACCGCAAGACACGGCACAAACCCUAUCAACCUCUAGAGCAGAUCCUGAGGAGGGGCCAGCAACUCGACACCCGAUACAAGCCCAUGCAACGCAGCCUCUACGCUCUGCAUCUGGCUCGGUGGCUAGAGUUCUUUCCGAUGACACAGAUUCAUGUAGUCGAUGGGGGUGGCCUUAUCCGGGAGCCACUCUCAGAAAUGCGCCAUGUAGAGCGUUUCUUGGGACUGGCACCAUACUUAGGCCCAGACAACUUUUAUUUCAAUCAAACAAAGGGUUUCUAUUGCCUACAGGCAAAAGGGUAUCACCACUGCUUGGACAAAUCCAAAGGGCGACCUCAUCCUGCUGUAGAGGAGUUACUGCUGGAACAACUCUGCACUUACUUCAGUGAACACAACGAGAACUUCUUUGCCAUGGUAGGGAAGACGUUUAACUGGUGCUGAAACUUGCUUUGAGGCUUACUGGUGUACUCAAAUGGUAAGAUCAUAGCAAUUUGGGCAUCUAGGAAAAAGACUGUGGUGAGAAUCUGAGUCUUAUUUAAAACAAGUUGAAAGCUGAGUUGUAUUACUGUGUCACACAGUUGUUGUUUUUUUUUACAAGGAACCAGCAGGAAAUAGCUUUCACAAUGGAGCCUACUGAGAAAAGAAAACGUUAAAGGCGAAAGAUUUAUACGAUCUGAAGAGAAACCAGAGUAAAGAAAAGAAAAGAAAACGUUGAUAAAACUGUUAGCCCAACUUAGCAGUUAUUCACCCAGGAAGAGCUGUAUUGGGGCCAAAAUAAGGUCAAGAACUCACAUCUUCCUGUGUAUAACUGUGUGACCGACAAAAACAACAGAUGAAAAUCUCUCUUCCUUGUACAUACUGUAUAGCGGUCUCCCUAUAUUUCCAGAGAACACAAGCAGUUUGCUGGAACGGAAUCCCAAACCUUCUGCUCCCUCUAUUUGAUCCCGAAUGCCUAUAACCUGAGUGAUUUGAUCCAUGUUCAGCAGAGGGCAGCAUUUCUCCAGAGAAUAGCAUUCUCCAGUGCUACCUAAGAUCUGGCUUGUUGGAACAAAACAAAAUCCAGCCAUAUAUCCUACCUCUAUUAUCAAUAAAUGAAGUUGCCUUAAUGAGUCAGAUUACUGGUUAAUCUAGCCUAGCUGACUACUACUGGCAGCAGAUCUCCACUGUUUCAAUCAAAGGAUUUUAAUUCUAACCAAAGAUACUGCAGUUCUUUUAAAUAAAAAUUUAAAUACGACAUCCUGCUUAAUGGACUUACCUCUUCAAACAUUACAGAACUGGGUCUCAAGCCUUUCUUGCAUCAGACAUGUACAAGAGGAGUCACUAAGAUUUUGGCUGCAGGCCUGCCCUCUAGUGUUCCUUGAAUACAGGUUAUACAGUGGGGUCUUGACUUGAGAACUUA